Messenger RNA from Hermetia illucens (black soldier fly), 3605 nucleotides. RefSeq names its product zinc transporter foi (gene foi). The coding region runs from base 992 to 3172 and encodes 726 amino acids. Gene Ontology annotation, biological process: zinc ion import across plasma membrane; intracellular zinc ion homeostasis. The transcript has 8 exons. Lineage: Eukaryota; Metazoa; Arthropoda; Insecta; Diptera; Stratiomyidae. Gene Ontology annotation, cellular component: membrane. Gene Ontology annotation, molecular function: zinc ion transmembrane transporter activity. The record is from RefSeq and is a predicted model, not a curated record.
UUUCUGCUGUCUCGUUCACGGUGCACUCAAAUUCCAUGGAGUCUGAUUGUCAGUUUGUCAGCGACUAGUGGUAAUUCGGAAUUUCGGUGGGAGCGCGUGGCUGUGUGAUAAAAAAUUCGCGUUCGCAUUUCACUUACGAUUUCCUGGCGAUGAGACUUUGUGUAGUUGUGCAUUUGCCGUCGUCGCCGUGGUUGUCGUGUUGUUCGUUGUGCCUCGCUGCACGGAUUAAGUAGGUUUCAUGGAUUCUUGUCUUUUAUCUAAUCGCGGACGAAGUAAAUGAAAAAUUGUAGCUGCACAACGAUCGCACGGUGUCAGCGCGCACUUUCUUCCAAAUUCGGCAUCGCGGCGUGGAAAUUGCAGUUGGGCAGUUGGUUGGUGUGCCGGCGGCGGUGAAUUGGGAAAAUCGUAUUGUGCGCGGGUGGGCGAGUUGAUGUUGAUUAGGUUCCCGGGAGCGUGGAAUCGUCGGACGUGGGAAUCUGGGACGGACCGGGGAGGAAGACGAGAAUUUGGUGCAGCCCAAGACGUCAGACGCGUCUGAAAAGUGUCUCGUCUUUUUAGGGAAUCGAACAGGCGACGUUCGCGGGCAGCUGGACUGCAGAGGACUUACGUUGAUUAAGUUGCUUUGGACGCGAAAUUGCAAACAAUUCUUCCUGCGAAAUUGCGUUUUCGUGUGAAGAUCGAAGGACUUUUGCGCCGGGGGCAGAUGUGUGAAGUGACGUGCGCGGCGUGAAGUGACGUAAAAGCUGAACAAGGUGUUGAGCUCGGAGUGAGGCUCGUCUCCCGGCUUCGUGGUGUUUUCCAGGCGAGUCCUAAAGUGUACGAUCAUUGAACCCUUGGCGCUUCUCGACUGAUUAUUCCACCAUAAAAAUAAAUGGGCAGGAAUCGAUCAGCCUGUGAAGGUCGGAGGUGUCAGGAGAAUCAAUAAGCUCUUUUAAAGAGCUUCUUAUUUGAAUAACUUAAACCAAUCAGAGGAUCAAAUUCACGUAUAAAAAUGGCACGCCAUUUAAUGGCAGUUUGCGUUGUAUGUUUACUAUGUGCCGAGCAUCUUCCAUGCAAAGAGCAUUUAGAUAAUUCCAACCCAACAACGAAGUCGAAUCUAGCAAAACUUGAAAGCCCAACCAACCAUGGCAGCAGCAACAAUCCAAAUUCAAUUAAUGAAGAAAUUUUGAAUAGUAAAUUAAGCUCCAGUGAUGUAUUGCGAAUAGAAAAUGCCUACAGAAAACCAAGAGGACGAACGAAAUCCACCCUUAAUGAGAGUCAAGCAAAAAAUCGCAGCAAAAGACAUGCACAUCAUCAUCAUCAUCAUAGCCAUGACGAAGAAGAAUCAUCAAAUGCACCAGGAAAUAUAAUUUCCAGGGAUUUCUUAAAGAAAAUCUUCCAGCAGUUUGGUGAUACGGAAGGUAGAACUAUGGAUUUGAAUGGGUUCGAAAAAAUGCUCACACAUUUAAGAUUGUAUAAUUUGAUUGAGGAUCGAGUUCAAGAAGACGAGACAGCAAUUAAGGCUUCAAAGGCAUCAGAAAUGGAAGCAAUAACAUCGUCAACGGUGAAUGAUUCGUGUAUAUCUAGUUUAGAACUUAUAAACCGUAUAUCACCAACAUCAUCUUCAAGCAAUCCAAUAAUAACGCACGAUCAUGAGGAUCCAGAUUCAAAUCGAGGACAACACAAUGAUGAGCAUGCCCAUGAUUCCACCACCACAACAGUCAUCAAUGAAACCACCGCUACUAAACCACGCACAGAAGAUCAUGAUGUUAAAUCACGAGUUUUUGUCAAUUCCAAUGAUUUAUACAAUAUUUGCCCGAUACUUUUGUAUCAGCUGAUAGCACCAACUCCAUUAGAGAAAUCAGGUUGCAUAGCAAGCGACCUUAUACCAAAGUACAACGUAAAACCAAUUGACGAACUAAUUGAAAUUGAAAAUCGAUUUUCCGUGUGGUUAUAUGCAAUCAUCUCGGUCCUUGGAGUGAGUUUAGUAGGACUGCUAGGGGUUGCCGUGAUUCCUUGCAUGGAUCGACAUUUUUACCAGCAUAUUAUACAAUUUUUGGUAGCGUUAGCUGUGGGAACAUUAGCUGGAGAUGCACUUCUGCAUUUACUGCCACAUGCAAUGGUUUCCAUAGAAAUGGAAGACGAUCACUCCGGCAUGGCAUGGAAAGGUCUGAUAGCAGUCAUCGGUAUAAUAUUUUUCUUUGCCACGGAGCGAGGGUUAACUAUGAUUGCCGAAUGGCGAAAAAAAAUCGAGAAAAAAGAGAAGCCAUCAUCCCGCGUGAGAGUAAUGCGAGAUCCCGAUUCAGCUUCAAUCAAUAAUUCUACAGCAGGUGAUAAACUGUGUAAAGAUCGAUACAAUUCAUACCCAUAUUGCUACAACGAGAUAGCAAUGGAAACCAAAGAAGACCACUACCAUCACCAUAACCAGAAAUCAAAUAGGGAAUCUAUGUCUGGUACACCCCUUAGCAAGAAGAAAAACAAUUGUAAUACUUACAAUAAUACCUGUAACGAUAAUAACGUUGUAAAGGACACCAAGGAUCAUGGCGAUCAUAAUGAGAAUGCCCAAAAACUUCUGCAAAAUAUUGACGUUGAUGGCGAUCGGGAUAAAGUCCGGCCCUAUCAAGAAGAGACAUAUACGAUUAUAUUGCGCGAGCAUGAAUCCUCACAUCAUGGUCAUUCGCACAAACAUGGUCACGUACAUUCUCCCCCAAGAUCAUUGAGUGCAGUAGCUUGGAUGGUUGUGAUGGGUGAUGGGUUACACAAUUUCACCGAUGGGAUGGCAAUUGGAGCUGCGUUUUCUAACAACAUUGCGGGAGGAUUUUCAACGGCCAUAGCGGUUUUCUGCCACGAACUCCCACAUGAAUUGGGUGAUUUCGCUGUUUUGCUCAAAGCUGGAAUGACGGCUAAACAAGCAGUUUACUACAAUCUUCUAUCAUCCGUUUUGAGUUUCUUGGGAAUGAUACUGGGUAUCAUAAUUGGAGAAACACCUGAGGCAUCAGCUUGGGUAUUUGCAUGUGCAGCUGGAAUGUUUUUAUAUAUUGCUCUUGUAGAUAUGAUGCCGGAACUAACGUCGGCGCACAACGAACGAUGCGCUCUUUCGCAAUGUGUUUUACAAAUUCUUGGAAUGUGCACUGGUUUGGGAGUGAUGCUUCUAAUCGCCUUAUUCGAGGACGAUCUGAAAAACAUGUUUUGAAUUGCUUUAUAGCAAACAUUCACGGCGAUUACUCACUUCUACUAGCGCACUUAUUCAGAUAUUGAUCUUAAUUCUAAUCGGAAAGGCAUCCUUUUAAUCCACGAUGCAACACCAAUUCCGAUUUGCUUAAAUUUGAUUACUUUGUAAAAUUCAUUUUUUCAGCGCAUUGAUUAUUUUCGGAAAGUAAUAAAGUGUAACAAACUGUGAAACAAUUGAUACUGAAUGAUUAGCGGAAAAUACAAAUGGAAUAUCUUAAAUUAUGUCCGCGUAGAUUAGAUAAAACGAUGCAAAAAAGGAGUUAGUUUCAAAUCCAAUCACAUUAGGUGAUGCAGUUCUAAAGAGUUUUCAUAUAUUGCAAUUAAAUUAUGAAAUAUUGUAUUUGAUUGUAUUCUAGAUUUGAUUUACGCAACGGAAAUAAAAAAGUAUAUUGAAA